Messenger RNA from Cornus florida, 4670 nucleotides. RefSeq lists its product as uncharacterized. Gene Ontology annotation, molecular function: GPI mannosyltransferase activity; alpha-1,6-mannosyltransferase activity. The coding region runs from base 313 to 1506 and encodes 397 amino acids. The record is from RefSeq and is a predicted model, not a curated record. The transcript has 8 exons. NCBI's taxonomy places the organism in Eukaryota, Viridiplantae, Streptophyta, Magnoliopsida, Cornales, Cornaceae. Gene Ontology annotation, cellular component: mannosyltransferase complex; endoplasmic reticulum membrane. Gene Ontology annotation, biological process: GPI anchor biosynthetic process.
AAGUAGCCCAUAUAUAUAAAUCUAGCCCAAAUUCAUAGAUAUUUUUAUUGACUCAAUUAGUAUUUGGGCAUUUGGAAGCCCAUUUAAUUAAGUAGCCCAUUUAGAUCUAAAUUCAACUCAGCCAUUAAGUAGCCCAUUUAAAUCUAAAUUCAUCUCAGCCAUUGGAUUCACCUUAUAAUAUCUUAAGGGUAGAUUAAAAAAAACCCUCAGAAAUAGCCGCAACAUGUUGAAACCAUCUUCUCCAAUCCCACUGACAUAUUGCAACGGAAAUCCACCGUCCUACUUCGUCCUUCUACUUCUCAGAGCAAAUCAAUGGCGAUCAAGUCCUUCAUUUACAACCCUGUCCAAACCCGCCACACUAGCAUCGUUCUUCGAUCAGCAAUUGCGUCGAGACUCAUCCUCAUAACCCUAAUCAUCCUAUGGAGGUCUCUCUUUAGCCCCUACGACACCUCCGCAUCCAUAAACCCUAAUUGCCUAUCUUCCAACACCACCACCAACCACCCCAUUCGCUUCCCUCACAUCGCCUCCUCAAUCGAGGACGGUAUCGUAUGGGACAGUGUGUACUUUGUACGCAUCGCACAAUGUGGAUAUGAAUACGAACGGUCUUACGCGUUCUUGCCUCUUCUUCCCAUUUGCAUUUCUUUGUUGUCUCGAACAGUUUUUGAGCCAUUGAUUCCACUUAUUGGACAUAGAGCUGUGCUGGGAUUAUCUGGCUAUGUACUCAAUAACACUGCGUUUGUUUUUGCUGCUCUUUGUCUUUACAGGCUUUCGCUUAUUAUUUUGAAGGACCCAGAUUCAGCCUUGCGAGCAUCAAUUUUAUUUUGCUUCAAUCCAGCUUCAACAUUCUACUCAUCAAUAUAUUCUGAGAGUCUGUAUUCCCUGUUAUCUAUUGGAGGAUUAUAUUAUCUAAUGUCUGGUAAAAUUAAUUUUGCAACUCUUUGUCUUGCUCUCUCUGGAUCUGCAAGGUCAAAUGGGGUGCUUAAUGCGGGAUAUAUUUGUUUUCAGACUAUGCAUCAGGCUUAUGAUGCUAUCUUCCUCCAAAAGCAUGCUUUUUUGGCAGUCAAGGUUCUUACUGCUGGAGCUUUGCGUUGUCUGUGUAUUUUUGUUCCGUUUAUUGCUUUUCAAGCAUAUGGAUACUACAAUAUGUGUCUUGGACAUUUUCCAGAUGAACUGAGGGCUUGGUGCAAGGCAAGACUUCCUUUACUAUACAACUAUAUUCAAAGUCAUUAUUGGGGAAUGGGUUUAUUGAGAUAUUUCCAACUAAAACAGUUGCCAAAUUUCCUGCUCGCAUCUCCCAUACUGUCUUUAGUGCUUUGCUCAAUCAUCCAUUAUGUGAAGUUGCAGCCUGAAAUUUUUUUCUCACUUGGUUUUCUAGCUUCUCCUGAGGAUAAAACCUCUUCUGCUGUGCUUAUUUCUUCGGGGGUGGAUGCAAGAUCAAACAGCACUUACUUUUCAGGGAAACUUUCUUCCAAAAUACAGAGAGGCAAAAAUAUAAUGUUGUACUGAAGCGCUUGGUGGGUAACCAAUCAUCACACUCUUCAUUGAUCGAACCACUUAGUUCAUCAUUUUUGCAUGGAUUUAAUUCUUCACAUUGCAAGUGGCUGAACUGUAAAGAAUAAUUUGGGCACUGGUUGAACUAGAUUAUUUUUAUCCUGUACUUUUCAGUUUGUCAUUUAUUCCUUAUAGUAGUGCAUGUACCAUGAUGCUAUCAUGAAUAACAUUUUCAUGUUGGAAGUAUCCAAGUCUGCUGUCCAUUAUUUUAUCACCUACUAUAAUGUUUCCUUUAUUUUCUCCAGUGCAAUCAUUUCAAUUUUCUUGAUUUGAGAUUACAUACAAGAAUACCAUCUAAGAAAUUAAUUUUGUGGAAACAUCAAUUGAUAGAUAUGAAAGUGACAUUGAAUUUGCUUAACUGGCGGAUUCCCUGUGCAAUGUUACUUCCGAGUUGUAUCAGUUAGAAUUCUUCUCUUCUGGUUUGAUAGAAGAUACUUGCGGAUAUUUUUAUUUUCAGCGGUAUAUCUAAUUUCAGGUUUGGGAGAAAAUUUGAUGGGUAUGUAGGAUCAUGGCCUUUUUGUUUGAUUUGGUAUUUUAUAAAGUGGUGAGUUUUUUAAAUUUUGGAGCAAUUCGGAGGGUCUAUGUUGAAGUGGUUGAUAGGUAUCGACAUAACAUUAUGUGUUUUUCCCCAUACACCUAACCUAUGUGAUUUUUAUUUCAGUCGAGUGCAUGAGUUAGCUAGUGCCUAUCCUUUCCUUUUUGUUUAUAGUUUAUUAGAGAUGAUAGGCAACACUAGGAAGUACAAAGUGUAAAACACCAAUUAGUUGCCAAGAAAAACUUGGAAUCUUAUGACUGACUUUCUGAUCGUAUACCACCCUUCCCCUAUCGACUUCCCCAAGCCAAAUCUGUUAUAAUAUGCCAAGUUUUCAUUUAUUUUAGGGUAAAAUGCAAUAAACCCCCCCGAUUUAUUGGCAUUUUGCAACAACCCCACCCUGAUUUAUUGGCAUUUUGCAACAAACCCUCUUGAACUACACCACCCCCACCCCAAACUAUUAAUUUGUUACAAGAAAUCCCCUAAACUAUUGAUAUGUUGCAUUCUGGUAGGUGACUUGGUCAGAAAUAUUAAAAGAUUAGUUUACCCUUAAUUAAAACUACUUAGUUUUGAGAGUUAUACCCUUAAUUGAUGACGUGGCAGUUGAUAAUUUCAUAACCAAUCAAAAUGACAACAACCGCCAACUUUAAUCUUCAAAAAAAAAAAAAAAAAACUUUUGGGAAAAGGAUAACAGGCUUGUACACCCAAGCACAGCCUUAUGCCCUCUGUCACUGUUCAUCUUCUUCCAUACACAUAGUAUCAGGGUGUGGUUGGGGUGUUUAAAAGGUGUUUGGGUUUAAUAGUUACAAUAAGGGGCAUUAGUGUCUUUUCAAAUUCACAAGGGUAUUAUGGUCAUUAAAAUUAUAGUGUAUGUCAUGACUGUCACGUAGUCACUGUUCCGGCAAGAUCCGACCGGAACAAUAAUGGACGGGGCUAUCUGCAAUAAAAUGCAUAGUUCAGGGGGUUAGUUGCAACUUUAGUAGUUCAAGGGGUUAGUUGCUGAUUCCUCAAUAGUUCAGGGUUUUUUAUUUUUUUAACCCUUUAUUUUAUUCCAAGCUUUAAAUAUUUUUUUAUUUAUUAUCUUGGAAAUCAAAUUAAGGACAAGAAAAAAAACCUGAAAACUAUCUGCAAAGAUGGAAGAAAAGGAAAAAGAAAUGAAAACUAAGGAAUCAUAAGUUUUCUCUUUGAUUCAUACGCAAGGUUUGGGAAUUGGAAGGCUUAGUUAUUCAAUGAAAUGUCUUUAGGAAAGCUAUGCCUUGGCAUGAUAAACUUUAGAGGAGGGUAGGGAUCACAAUAUUUGGGGAUUAUAGGGAUGACUGGACUUCUUUUCUGGAGUGGUGAACACUCCUUAUGGAGCAUUGUUUAAAUGGAGAAAGCACAAGGCAAGGUGGAAAACAUGAGGCACUGGAUCAUAAGCUUUUUAAGUUUUGAAUUUUAUAUUUUUAAACAUAGAUUAAUAUAUCAAAAAAUAGUAAAAGCAGGGUAAAAUAGCACAUAAAAAGUAAGCACCAGAAAAGAUAUAUCACGUGUAAAUGUGCUCGGAAGAUAUUUAGGGCAUUUUAGGUCUACUAAAAUGGUUGAUAAGAGAAUAAGUGAUAAACAAAAACCACAUAACAUGAUAUAUAACUAAUAACUACCCAUAAAAGAAGUGAUUGUGAUACACAAAAACUAUAACUUGUCCUCAACGGUUCAUUACUUAAAUUCAGAAAGACCUUUUUAUAAAAUUUACAUAACAAGUUAACAACCUAACAAACUUAGCAAAUAAGAUCACUCUAAAUCUUCCUUGUCUAUAUUGGCAUCUUCCAUCAACAUAUCUAGGAGAGGGUUGUUCCACCUUAUAAUCCCUCCACUUCCUGUAACUCCUCAUCUUCUAGGAUAGGGGAUCAUUCUAGCUUCCUUGCUAUUGGCUUUACUUAAUAAGUAAGGUUAAAACUCAAGGUUAGGAGGCAAAUAAAAAAUUAGUUUGGAGUCUGUAAUUACUCCAGUUCCUCGAUUAACAAGGACAAUACUAGGUAAUGACCCUUAAAAGUCUGUUAUUAUGCUUCUCUUUUAGUCAAGUGUCGCUCCAUAGCAAACUAGAACAUUCAAUCAUUGGUGGUCAAGCCUAUUCCUCCUUUUUGUAUAAAAAUAUAGAUCUACCAAUAACAUAAAAAGAUAAUAUAUAAACAUUACACAUUGUUUACACAUGCACAUUGACACUCGUUUUAAAGAAUUGGAGGACAUAAGUAACUUAUAACCGAUACUAUUACUGCCUAAAAGGUACUCCUGCUCCCUCGCAACAAGUAAUACUACACACGAGACUGAGCACUCAUAUGGGAAACUUGAUCAACUCUUGUCUUAUCUUACCCUUAAGCACAUCCACUAAUCAGCUGAAAAAAUAAAAAGAGCACAUCCACUGAUCAACUUUGUGCAGAAAAGGGGUGCCUGAUCCCUUCCCAUUUUGCAACUUAGUUCCCAAAUGUAGAUGUUUAUAUUAGCAAAUAAUGCACUUCUCUGGAUGGAGUUGUUUUGUAAUUUAUGGUCUUUACAUUGUGACUAGGAUCAAUGUCACGUGUUUUUCAAUUAUUCUUAUUUCCUAGUUAUUUGU